AUGGAUGCAGCUGCGUUGUUAUGCAAUAUCUGCCCGAAGCGUCCCACAUUCAGCGAUGUAUCUCAUUUGCUGACCCACGUCGCAUCAAAAGCCCAUCUCUCCCAUUAUUUCAAGCUUCAAGUACGCAGUCACCAAGAAAAACAAGCGGUUGAUCUACUGGACGAGUAUGACCACUGGUACAAGACCAAUAAUCUGGCGAGACUGCUUUCGGAUCGAAUGUCCUCAAAGGAGGCCCGAAGAAAGAAGACGUCGGCAAAGCUUAUCACUCAGGUAGAGGUCAAAAUCGAGAAACCAAACGUGCCUCUAUCUGUCCUCCCCUCAGCUCAAAAUCCGUUGCCUGACUAUCUGGACCCACGUCUCGCCGAUGCCUGCAUUGAACAACCAUUGGGACCUUCAGAUAGCGGGCCAUCCUCCUCGGUGUCAUACGUUGCUCGAACCGAUCCCUCUGUCCAUACAUGUCAGAGUUACUACCACACAAUGCAUGGACUGAGCUCUGGAAGGCUUGUACCCUCUAUUUGGAAACACGAGCCCAAAGGUGAUGCAGAUGAUGACGGCUUUCCUGUUUCACCGUACUGGGCGAGCAUAAGAGAGAGCGGAACGGGUCCGGAUUCAACGACGACGAACCAUGGGUACAGCAGUGAUCCCUUUAUGGAUGAGGGUGAGAGUAUCGAUGGCCAUCAUCCUGGCCUGCUGGAUAAGGAGAGAGCGGAUGAGAUGGCUAGACUGAAGGGUGUGCUGUGGCCCGGUAUGGACAUCUUCGACUCAGCCACAGAACAAAUGAGGCGUCGACGCAACCAGAAGAAGGAUGAGAGCAUUUUGAGGAGGAUGGAGAAGACGUCCUUGUGCGUUGAGCCGACGGAGCUUGUCUUCUCGCCGACUGGAAUCCUACGCAGGCAACGGGUGAUUUCUGGCAAUGUCGAGGACAGUAGUCCCCUCAAAGGAGAAACACCUAUUCUCAAACGUCGAGUUACCCGCCCCAAAAGGGUCCUCUCUCAGCUUGACGUUAACAUCCAUCGUCGGCAAAUCGGACCAAACAAGAAGAGAAACAAGAAAUUUGUGAGGCAAAAUGUGAAUGGUACAGCUGAGCGUUCGACCCAGAGUUCUGCACAAACGUUCCAGGGCCCCCUAGCUUCUCAUAUGCCUGUUCACCGGAGUAGCUGCCUGAACGAACAGUCCGAAAUAGGCCCCUCAAAGAGAAGAAGCGGACUCAAACACCGCAACGACUUCGCCGUCUAUCGCGACGAGUCGGCAGGGCAUCGACGAGGCCCGAGAAACCAGCAUGCUGGCGAUGGAUUGCCGUACACAACAUCUGCUGUUCCCCAUCCCAUCUUCCUGCUACGCGAAUACACAGACCGAGCUGAUGCCUAUGGCACCGAUAGUCAUGUAUCGGCGUUCACUGGAAGGGUCGAUGGCCACGCCAUGGAUAAAGAAAACAUCGAACCUCUCUUUGAUGCUUGUGACCGCAUUGACUCUCCUAUCGAUUGGCAUUCCCCGCCUGUGAAACAGCAACUGGCCAAUGACAUAGGCUACCCACCACAGCUCUUCUACCAGAAUGCUCAAUCUGCUGGUUUGAGCCCAUUUGGAAGUCAUGAUAGUUCUGCAGGAUACCACUACAAUCCGCUGUCAGUUUCGCUAAGUAGAUUGCCUGCUGAGGAAAAUCAAGUGUAUUCCGUGGACUCACAGGCAGGAGCCGACUACAAGAUGCGCCCUGAUUCUCCAGAAGGCACAAUUUCGGACCUUGACGAAGGUGAAUUUGAACGACUCUACCUACCUGGGAGCUUUUGUUAG
This is a messenger RNA of Aspergillus homomorphus CBS 101889, 1788 nucleotides long. RefSeq lists its product as uncharacterized. The coding region runs from base 1 to 1788 and encodes 595 amino acids. Lineage: Eukaryota; Fungi; Ascomycota; Eurotiomycetes; Eurotiales; Aspergillaceae. The record is from RefSeq and is a predicted model, not a curated record. The transcript has a single exon.